Limulus polyphemus (Atlantic horseshoe crab) is the source of this 1975-nucleotide messenger RNA. RefSeq names its product hexokinase-2-like. Gene Ontology annotation, biological process: glycolytic process; glucose 6-phosphate metabolic process; intracellular glucose homeostasis. The coding region runs from base 304 to 1650 and encodes 448 amino acids. Gene Ontology annotation, cellular component: cytosol; mitochondrion. The record is from RefSeq and is a predicted model, not a curated record. Gene Ontology annotation, molecular function: D-glucose binding; mannokinase activity; glucokinase activity. The transcript is spliced from 13 exons. NCBI's taxonomy places the organism in Eukaryota, Metazoa, Arthropoda, Merostomata, Xiphosura, Limulidae.
UGUUUAUAGUAUUUCACAAAACUGCUUAGAGGGAGUUUAGGCCAAAUACGCGUUAUACUGUAUUGAUAUAUAGAUUUCACGAUUAAGAAUAAAAAUAAUAUUAAUUAGGUUUACGCAGUAACUUCUGUAGUGAUGAAUAUCUCAACAAACUCUAAUUUCCACUCUCCUCGCCUUAUUUUAGAAGACAAACGGAAAGAGGAAUCACAGGGUGAUUGGCUUAUGGAAUGAGUUACUGUUGGCAGUAUUGGAGGUUGACACUUUACAAGAGUUUAGAAGGGAAAUCAGUAAUUUCUGGAAAAAUAAAUGGUGAACCAAAUAGUUUCUGCAUUAGUUCUCACUCCGGAACUGAUCAAGCAAAUUCAAGAUACAUUUGAGUCAGAGAUGGAAUUGGGCUUAAUGCAAAAUCCACCUAAGGCAUCUUCUCUUCAGAUGGAGAAUACCUUUAUUCCUGAGCUUCCAAAUGGGAAAGAGGAUGGAGACUUCCUUGCUUUAGACUUAGGUGGGACAAAUUUUCGAGUGAUUCUAAUUCGUCUGAAGCCAGGUCACCAAGCUGAGUCAUAUGUACAGUAUUACACAGUUCCAGAAUUUAUACGAAUUGGAGAUCAUGGAGAACCGCUCUUUGAUUUUCUUGCUGAAUGCAUACAUGAUUUCAUGAAGAAAAAUGAUUUAUUGGAAAAGCAUUUACCUCUUGGUUUUUGUUUUUCCUUCCCAAUGGUCCAAAAAGCAUUAGACAUUGGCGUUUUGGUCACUUGGACAAAAAGCUUUAACAUUCCAAGUGUUGUUGGCGAAGAUGCAGUGAAAAUGUUAAAUGAUGCCCUUGAAAGACGAGGAGAUCUUCAGGUAAAUGUUGUUGCAGUAGUCAAUGAUACUACUGGUACCCUUAUCAAAGGAGCAUCACUAUAUCCUGAUUGUGCCAUUGGACUCAUCCUUGGAACGGGUUGUAAUGCUUGUUAUCUGGAAAAAGUGGAAAGAAUUAAGAAGUGGGACGGUGAACAUCCUGGGAUUGAUGAGGUUAUUGUUGACAUUGAAUGGGGAGCCUUUGGUGAUAAUGGUGUUCUUGACUUCAUGAAAACUGAGUUUGAUAAGAUUGUAGACAAUAAUUCCCUUUUAGUCAGCUCCUUCACGUUUGAAAAGUUAUUUGCUGGAAAAUAUCUUGGUGAGCUGGUGAGACAAAUUUUGUUGUGUUUAAUUGAUGAUAAGCUGCUGUUCAGGGGUAAACUAUCCAACAUGAUGAUGACCCACAAUGCUUUCACUGCUGAACAUGUUUCUGAAAUUGAAAGUCAAGAUGGUGACCUUAAAGCUCGUGAAAUUUUAGAAACCCUUGGAUAUCCAUCUGUUACAGAUGAUGAUAUUGCAAUACUUAGACAUCUUUGUGCUGUCACAUCAGUGAGAGGAGCCCGCAUAGUCUCCAUUUGUCUAGCAAGUUUGUUGAACAGAAUGAAAAAGGAAUUUGUAACUGUAGCCAUAGAUGGUUCUCUAUACAACAAGCACCCCAAAUUUCAUCAAUUAAUGACUGAUUUUAUAGCAGAAAUGGCUCCAGAACGAAAAUUCAAGCUCAUGUUAGCAGAAGAUGGAAGUGGAAAAGGAGCAGGCCUGGUUGCAGCUAUCGCUGAACGUUUGAAAGCACAGAAACAUAAAACUGAAGUCUAACAUUUUCACUUUGGAAUAAUUGUUUUUAGAACACAUUCAGUGGCUUUGAGUUUCGGCGAACUAUCAUUGGGGUUUUAUAUUAUAGCAUUAUUUUAAAGAGUUUAUGAUGUUUUAUACAUUUUUCAAAGAUUGCUUGUUAAAAAUAUCCAUCCAGUUGCACUUUUAUUUCUCACUUUGCUUUUUGAUAUCAGACAGUUAAAUAUAUUAGUGGUUAUAAAUAUAAAAAAAAUAAUCAAGAAUACAAAGAAGUUAAAAACUUAAAUACUACAUGGAAUUGCAUGUUGAAUGUGAAAUUACAUUUUGAUGAGAUUAUAAAAUAUUUUUG